Molecule: messenger RNA, 6734 nt
Organism: Harpia harpyja (harpy eagle)
Lineage: Eukaryota; Metazoa; Chordata; Aves; Accipitriformes; Accipitridae
Gene: ADAMTS3
Product: ADAM metallopeptidase with thrombospondin type 1 motif 3
Exons: 23
Coding region: 67-3852 (1261 amino acids)
Biological process (GO): proteolysis; extracellular matrix organization
Cellular component (GO): extracellular matrix
Molecular function (GO): metalloendopeptidase activity
Source: RefSeq, a predicted model, not a curated record
GGAAAGAGGCGGCGGGAGGAGCGCGGUGUGGCUGGGCGGCGGGGUCCCCGGGGCGGCCGGCUCGUGAUGGUGCUCCUGCCCCUGUGGGUAGUGGCAGCCGCGCUCCUGGGGGUCCGCGCUGCAGCCGGCCGGCAGGCUGGUAGAGAACAACAGAUCCAAAUAGAAUUACGAAAAAGCAGACCGAGACCGUAUGGGUUAGUGAUUCCAAUUAGUACCAAUGCGGACGGAAGCUACAUCUCCAAUAUCCUCUCCGCAAGUCACCAAAGAAGAUCAACGCGGGAGGUAUCGCAGAGCCCCAAACAGCUGUAUUUUAACGUCACCGCGUUUGGAAGGGAAUUCCAUCUCCGGCUGAAACCCAACACCCGUUUAGUGGCUCCCGAGGCCAUAGUGGAGUGGUACGAAGACUCUGUGGAAACUGGAAACGAUGCCGGUAACACGAGUCAGACUAGGACUGCUACGGAGAGAUUAUGGAAGAGAGAGCCCCUGUGGACCAGCUGCGCCUAUGUGGGAGACAUAACUGACAUCCCCGGAGCUUCUGUUGCCAUUAGCAAUUGUGAUGGUCUGGCUGGAAUGAUAAGAACUGAUAAGGAUGAAUACUUCAUUGAGCCUUUGGAAAGAGGAAAGCAAAUGGAAGAGGAAAAGGGAAGAAUCCACAUGGUAUACAGGCGAUCAGCUGUAGUACAGCAUGCCACCGAUAUGCUCCCCGAUGUCCAUACGGAAGAGUCUCUUCUCGGCGGCCUCGGAGAGCUGAGUUCCCUGUACAGCAGCGCAGAGCAGCAACUGAACGAAACCCUGAGGCGACGCAGGCACGCGGGAGACGACGACUACAACAUCGAGGUGCUGCUAGGUGUGGACGACUCUGUCGUCCGAUUCCAUGGCAAAGAACACGUUCAAAACUACCUCCUCACCCUCAUGAACAUAGUGAAUGAAAUUUACCACGAUGAAUCCCUGGGUGUUCACAUAAAUGUUGUGCUGGUCCGAAUGAUCAUGUUGGGGUACGCGAAGUCCAUUAGCUUGAUUGAAAGGGGGAAUCCCUCGAGAAGCUUGGAGAACGUUUGCCGCUGGGCGUAUCAGCAGCAGAAGUCGGACCCCAAUCACUCUGAGCACCACGACCAUGCCAUCUUCUUAACCAGGCAAGAUUUUGGGCCUGCUGGUAUGCAAGGAUACGCUCCUGUUACUGGCAUGUGUCACCCGGUCCGAAGCUGUACUCUCAACCACGAGGAUGGGUUUUCAUCAGCUUUUGUUGUUGCUCAUGAAACCGGUCACGUGCUGGGAAUGGAGCACGACGGGCAAGGGAACAGGUGUGGGGAUGAGACAGCGAUGGGGAGCGUUAUGGCUCCCUUGGUGCAGGCUGCCUUUCAUCGUUACCACUGGUCCAGAUGCAGCGGCCAAGAGCUCAAGAGAUACAUACACUCUUACGACUGUCUUCUUGACGACCCUUUUGAACAUGAUUGGCCCAAGCUUCCUGAACUGCCAGGCAUCAAUUAUUCCAUGGACGAACAGUGCCGCUUUGAUUUUGGCGUUGGCUAUAAAAUGUGCACAGCGUUCCGAACCUUUGACCCAUGCAAGCAGUUGUGGUGUAGCCAUCCAGAUAACCCCUAUUUCUGUAAGACUAAGAAAGGACCUCCACUCGAUGGGACAGAAUGUGCCCCUGGAAAAUGGUGCUAUAAAGGUCACUGCAUGUGGAAGAACGCUAACCAGCUGAAGCAGGAUGGCAACUGGGGACCCUGGACAAAAUUUGGCUCCUGCUCACGGACCUGUGGAACUGGAGUUCGCUUUCGAACACGCCAGUGCAACAAUCCAAUGCCCCUUAAUGGAGGUGAAGAUUGUGCUGGUGUCAAUUUUGAGUUUCAACUUUGCAAUACAGAGGAGUGUCCGAAGCACUUUGAGGACUUCAGAGCGCAGCAGUGUCAGCAACGCAACUCCCACUUUGAGUAUCAGAACAGCAAGCACCACUGGCUGCCCUACGAACACCCCGACUCUGAUAAGAGAUGUCACCUGUACUGCCAGUCCAAAGAAACCGGAGAUGUUGCUUAUAUGAAACAGCUGGCACACGAUGGGACUCGCUGUUCCUAUAAAGAUCCCUACAGCAUUUGUGUUCGUGGAGAAUGCGUGAAAGUGGGUUGCGACAAGGAAAUUGGCUCCAAUAAGGUCGAAGAUAAGUGUGGCGUCUGCGGCGGGGAUAACUCUCAUUGCCGAACUGUGAAGGGAACCUUUACCCGCACUCCCAAAAAGCUUGGGUACCUUAAGAUGUUUGAUAUCCCUCCUGGUGCUCGACAUGUGUUUAUCCAAGAAGACGAGGCUUCUCCUCACUUUCUUGCAAUUAAGAACCAGGCUACAGGACACUAUAUUCUGAAUGGGAAAGGGGAGGAGGCCAGAUCCCGAUCUUUCAUCGACCUGGGCGUGGAGUGGGAGUACAACAUAGAAGACGACAUAGAAACUCUCCACACUGACGGGCCCUUGCACGACGCAGUGGUGGUGCUGAUCAUUCCUCGGGAGAAUGACACAAGAUCUAGCCUGACUUACAAAUACAUCAUUCACGAGGAUUCAGUACCGACUAUCAACAGCAACAACGUCCUGCAGGAAGAAAUAGAUACUUUUGAGUGGGCAUUAAAGAGUUGGUCGCAGUGCUCCAAACCCUGUGGUGGAGGGUUCCAGUACACCAAAUAUGGGUGCCGCAGGAAAAGUGAUAACAAAAUGGUUCAUCGCAGCUUCUGUGAAGCCAGUAAAAAGCCAAAGCCCAUUCGUAGAAUGUGCAAUCUUCAAGAAUGCACACAGCCUCUCUGGGCAGCAGAUGAGUGGGAAUACUGCACAAAAACCUGUGGGAAUUCAGGCUACCAGAUCCGUACUGUGCGUUGCAUUCAACCCCUUCAUGACGGCACAAACCGCUCCGUCCAUUUCAAGUACUGCAGCGGAGAUCGCCCCGAGAGCCGCAGGCCGUGCAACCGAGUACCGUGCCCCGCACAGUGGAAAGCUGGACCCUGGUCUGAGUGUUCUGUGACCUGCGGGGAGGGAACCGAGACCCGGCAGAUCCUGUGCCGUGCUGGUGACCAGUGCGAUGGAGAAAAGCCAGAAUCAGUGAGGGUUUGUAAACUCGCCCCCUGCAACGCUACCAUGAAGCAAGUAACAAAUUGUGAGAAGGAGAACUUUUACCGUGAACAUCAGCGGAAGGAUACAAGCACUUACAUACUGAAUAGGAAGUGGUUGACUAGGUUGUGCAGAAUUAACCUAAAAAAUAAAAAAAAGGGAUUAUAUGAGCCCUGUAUGGGAGACAAAUCUAUCUUCUGUCAGAUGGAAGUGCUUGCACGUUACUGUUCCAUCCCUGGCUACAACAAGCUGUGCUGCGAGUCGUGCGGCAAGCGCAGCAGCACCCUCCCACCGCCGUUCCUCACGGAAGCCGCUGAAACCGAAGAGGGAGCGACGUUCGAUCGGAGCGACCUGCCGAGGGCUUUGAUGAUGCCGACCCCUUUGAUGAUGCCGACCCCUGUGGUGCCCCGCUACGCACAGUUCCCACCUGGGAGAAGUCCUCUGGGCGGGCUUCCUUUCGCUGGAGAGAACGCCGACGCGCACGACUCCCCGGCCGACGCCAAGCCCAAAGGUGCUGAAUUUCCGCAGUGGAGAGCUCCUCAGGCGAGGAAGACCUCGAGGCUGUUCGCUUUGCUACACCGGUCACCUGCCAACAGCAGCAGCGGUCUCCGUCCUCGUAACGCCCUCGCCUUGGCCGCAGCCGUUCCCGCGGUGCCAGCCGGCAACGCCACCGCGGGUGCUCCUUCUCCAUCGAGAACCUCGCGGAAGGGCGAGAAGCACGCCGAGAAGAGAUGGCCUUCGAGGUCCUCCACCGUGGAAAGAUGAACGCGAAUGCCUUGCGGAGGAUGGCCGUCGAAAGAGGCUUUGUUUGGCGCUUUGGGUUUAAUUUCCUUACUUCUGGACGCUAUGGUGCACGCUGCUUUCCACAAGCGGGACGCUGCAGAUCAUCAACUCGUCUUCCUUGUAAAUACAAAGAACGAGAAGUGCUGGUUCACUUUCUAGUUGCUCCCGUCCUCCUCCCAUGCUGCGUUAUCUGGCUACCUUGAACGCACCGGAGGAAAGCACCAAAGAAUAUUCCGAACGGUGAGCAGAAGUUGCUGAGGGCGUCAGUCGAGCUCUAGUACAGAAAAGUGGCCCCGACCUCAGCACUCACCUCAUUAUUUUUGGUUUUAAACACUUGCGUGUAGAAAAUGCCCCACUACAAGAGGUACCAAACGUUUACAACUAUACAGAAUACUUUUGCAGUGGAACAACUGAAUCCAUAAGACUUGUUUUGCUAAUUUAUCUAUAUAAACGGAUAUUGUACGAGCAAAUUUGCAGCUGUUUUGUAAAUACUGUAUAUUGCAGAAAGUCAGUAUUAUUUUUAAGAGUUCUGUGCUGUCAGACAACUGUUUACCUAUGUUGCAUUCUGGACAAUUGCUAGGUGCCUGCCAUUGAGUACUGCCUUAUUUACAUUCCAAGAGUUGAUUUUUAAAGCAGCAUUAUCAUAAAAGGAGGAGUUCCCUUUUCAUAUGAAUGACAUCUGCUGACACUAGGAAAGGGCUUUUUUGGAGGAUCAACAAUGUGAUGCUUUCUUUUGAAACGGGGGGAGAAAAGCGUAACCCUCAAGGUGUGAGUCUACUUAGAGCCACCCGCCCAUUAGAAGUCGGUUUAGAAACUUUAGUGUAAUUCCAGUCGCAGGUUGGAGAAAUGAUUUUACGUGCCUGUGGAGUGAACACCGACACCCGCGGCCUCCGCUGAGCAGGCGUUGCUUCAGUUCAGGAGUAGCAGUGCCGUCCCUUAAGUCUCCUUUUGCCGAAGAGGUCAGACCAGUGUAGGAAACCAUGUAUAUACUGUAAGUAGUGUAAUGUUCACGAGUCACAAAUGAGUUCUGUUUUCCAGAUGAUCUGUUUGUUGUUUCUGAAGCUGAAAAAGCAUCACAGAGGUAGAAUAAGCGCUAACAAGAAGUAGCUGUGGCAAGACUUAAAAUAGAUUUUUUUGUUCCUACUGGAAGCAUUGAUUUAAAGGUGAGAGAGAUAUUUAUUUUUCAGCAUGGUUCACCUCAAAAUCUUCACAACCACAAUGCAUCUGACUGCAAUAACGUACUAGUAAUUUAUGUCAAUAACCAUCUUGUUCACAGUCCACCCAAUCGCACUCUCUCCUGUGUGUUGCUGUAAAGUACUUGUAUAUAGGAUUGAGAACUAAAGAUAUUUAUUAAAAGUUGAUUUCUUGAUAGUAUUUUAUGUACUAAAUAUUUACACUACGGGCAGUUGACUAUUCUUUUUGCCAAGAUAAAACAGAGAGAUGUAAUUAGAUACCUGUACAUGCUAUGUCAUAUGGAUAGAACAGAAAUUUAAGCUAACUAAACUACUGUAGAGAAAUCGUUGAUCUUAUUCUUUAAAAAAAAAAAGUCUUAUGACAGUUUUUUUAUUACAGGCAUCUUUAAUUUCUAAAUAGGUUAUUAAAGUUUCACGUGCAAUUUUUGCUUCCCUGUAAAAAGUCCUCGUGAUCGACCCAUUUAAAAGAACAGUGAAUACGUACCUCUGAAAUGCUAUAAAAAGUAGGUUAGGACCCCGGAGAUUAAAUUCUAGAAACAUGUGUAGUGAUUAUGCGGAAUCACUAGGAAGAAAUGAGGAUGAAGAUUGUUGUCGGAAGACUUUUAAAGUAAACUAGAAUGGGGGUAGGUUAAUCCCGUUCGGGGAAGUGUAGGGUCACGCUAUGCAAGACGCAUCUUACAUCGUGAUGUGUGUAAUCUAACCCGCUGAAGUAUUGACUCGACACCUCUAAAGAAUUGCUGCUACCUUUCUGCAAGGCUUUUGAAGGUCCAAGAAACUAGUAUUAAACAGAUUGUACAGACAAUCCCUGAGCCUCAAACAGACAAAUAGGGUGUGUUUGUUCCUCUAAAAUUCCCCAAAAGUCAAAUUCUCUUUUCUGUCUUUAUCUUUUACAUAUAUACAAUGUGGGUGUAGAUAAUCCUUGUACCUUUUUGAUUUCUUUUCUACCAAGCUAAUUUCUCUUUCUAUAAAGUGUACACUACUGAUACUGUUUGUUGUAUUUGGGGAGCACGUAACAAUAAAAUCUUUAACAUAACAAGUCUUUCUCUGGUUUGAUUCACGUGGGAGGGUCUGGUUUUUUCAUUUUUAAGUUUUGUCUUUUGCAAAAUGACGGGCCGUGUGCUUUAGGCGUGACCUUUACCGUCUUGAAAAAAGUGCAUUUGAAUUAAAUAUUUAAUUUGAUUUUUAAAAACAGACAUCCUGCUCUUACCAUUGAAGAGUGCGGGCUGCAGAGAAAUUGGGGGAAAGGAAGGAGUGCGUUUCCAGUGAUCCACAGAAUUCCUGGUACACGCGUGGGCGUCCAGAUAGCAGCUCCAACCCUUUUGACAAGAACACGUAACUUUCGGGGCUUUGCUUUUUUGAGGCGGCGGUAUCUGAGGCAUUCUGUGCCAGUCAAACAGGAGGCAGCUGCUCUCCUGUCCUUUACCUAGAAACGUUUUCUGAGCUGAUGAGAGGAUUUCAGGUCGCUGCCGGAGGUGGGUCAUUCUGGUACUGCUCCAAAACGGCGACAACAGUUUUUUUCUAUAGUUCUGGUUACCCGUUUUCAAGAAGAGUAGACCCGGACCGAAACUUCUAAAGAAAAGCUCAUCUGGUAAGAAAACAGGGAGGUCUUCAUCUCAGAGGUGGAGUCUGGAGAAGCGUUGGGUUUCUAGCUGAGUCUGGAGAAGCGUUGGG